AUGACUAAUAACAUUAAAAAGAUUGCUGGUCUUAAUCCAUCUGAUUCAAAUCCAUAUUCAACAAUUAAAGAUUCAAGUGUAAAUGUAAUGGGAUUGAAUCAAGAUUGUAAUAGUUUAGUCAAUGGUAAUCCAUGGCGUAAUCCAUAUUCAAAUCCAUAUGUAUAUGAUGCAGCAACAGCUGUUGCUUUAGUUGGUUAUGGUCCUUAUGCAGCUGGUUAUUCUCCUCACAUGGAUUUAGCUGGUAGAAGAAAAAAUGCAACACGAGAAACAACAGCAACAUUAAAAGCAUGGCUAUAUGAACAUAGAAAAAAUCCUUAUCCAACCAAAUCAGAAAAAGUCUAUUUAGCUAUUAUGACCAAAAUGACAUUAACACAAGUUUCAACGUGGUUUGCUAAUGCUCGAAGAAGAUUAAAAAAAGAAAAUAAAAUGACUUGGUCUCCAAGAAAUAGAACAACUGAUGAUGAUGAUGAUCGACAUGGACUAGGAUCAAAUAGUGAUCAAUCUGAUGAUGAAUCAAUUUGUCCAACAACACAAACAACUAAUUCUUCAUCAAUACAACAACACCAUCAGCAACAAUCGCUGCAUCCACCACCACCACCACCGCCGCCGCCACUACCUUUAACAACAACAACAGGACCAACGUCAUUCCUAUCUAAUAUUCAUUAUUUAUCAAAUCCAUUAAGUAUAAUUCAACAUCAUAAUAGUCAACAACAAAAUAUUCACACAGAUGAAAUAAAUCGAAAAAGAAAAUUCGACGAAAAUGAAAUUCAAGAAAGAAAAAAGCCUUGUGGAAUUUGGUCGCUUGCUGAUAUGGCAGAAAAAAAUCAUAAUAAUAAAAUCAAUCAAUCAGCUAUUGAUAAACAACAAGAAACGAGAUCUUAUUCAAUAUCAUCAUCUUCAUCGUCAUCAAGAACACCGUCACCAUCUUCAUCUCCAACAUCGCCACAAGAAAAAGUACAAACAAUAGUUGGUGCAUUUAAACCUUUUAAAUGA
Messenger RNA from Rotaria socialis, 993 nucleotides. NCBI's taxonomy places the organism in Eukaryota, Metazoa, Rotifera, Eurotatoria, Philodinida, Philodinidae. The record is from the annotation of a GenBank genome assembly.